This is a messenger RNA of Arachis stenosperma, 958 nucleotides long. Its product is annotated as nudix hydrolase 25-like. The coding region runs from base 207 to 746 and encodes 179 amino acids. NCBI's taxonomy places the organism in Eukaryota, Viridiplantae, Streptophyta, Magnoliopsida, Fabales, Fabaceae. Gene Ontology annotation, biological process: ribose phosphate metabolic process; nucleoside phosphate metabolic process. Gene Ontology annotation, cellular component: chloroplast. The record is from RefSeq and is a predicted model, not a curated record. Gene Ontology annotation, molecular function: bis(5'-adenosyl)-pentaphosphatase activity; guanosine-3',5'-bis(diphosphate) 3'-diphosphatase activity. The transcript has 6 exons.
ACUUGCUCUUUCUCUUUCUCCUUUUUCCUUUUUCCUUUUUCCUCUGCGUUUUAGAUUCGGGAACUCAUAUUCAGACACAUCCAACAACAACUCAUUAUCAUAUUCAUCUCUCUCUCUCUCUCUCUCUCUCUCUCUCUCUCUCUCUCCAGUGUGUUAUUAUCGUCCCAAUCCAUCAACCUCACUGCCUUCAUCUCGCAUAUCCAAUAAUGGAGGAUCUUCCCCAAGGUUAUCGUCCCAACGUUGGAGUCUGUCUCAUCAACUCCCAUAAUCAGAUAUUCGUAGCUUCAAGAUUGAAUGUUCCAGGAGCAUGGCAAAUGCCUCAGGGGGGAAUUGAAGACGGUGAAGAGCCCAAAUUGGCUGCCAUUAGGGAGCUUCAAGAAGAAACUGGAAUAGCUUCUGCUGAGAUAAUUGCUGAGGUUCCGAAAUGGUUGACUUAUGAUUUCCCUCCUCCUGUGAAGACUAAAGUCAACCGUCUCUGGGGUGGUGAAUGGCAUGGACAGGCACAAAAAUGGUGCGUACUUGUGUGUUGGUUUCUCAUGCAACUAAGAGAUGAUGACAUUGAAGUCAACUUAGCUACCGGUGAAGCAGACCCGGAAUUUGCAGAGUGGAAAUGGGCAAGCCCUGAAGAAGUGGUCGAGGAGGCUAUAGACUACAAGAGACCAACCUAUGAAGAAGUUAUGAGAACCUUCAAGCCUUACUUCCAAGGGAGUGCAAUAUCUGCCAAGUGCAAAUCGGCAAAAUGGUGAACGUUAUGGAUUCAAAAUGUAGUUCAAUCCAUUUUUUUCACUAAUUUUUACUUACUACUGAGUUUGGAAUACCACUGCCAUUAUUUGUAAAUGGAUGCUAGGUAGAAACUGCUCAUUAGGUGCUAUCACUACUUGUAAUAAUAAAGAUAAAUAGAUGUAUAAGGUGUAUGUGGCUAUGUGCAAAAAGUUUACCUAGUUUUCUUUACUGAGAA